This is a messenger RNA of Penicillium brasilianum, 1664 nucleotides long. NCBI's taxonomy places the organism in Eukaryota, Fungi, Ascomycota, Eurotiomycetes, Eurotiales, Aspergillaceae. The record is from the annotation of a GenBank genome assembly.
CACCGAUUUCCGUGGAGGGGGCCUUGGGGAACAUGAUGCCUCUGUGUUUUGAGUCUAGUAAUGUCAUGAGUGGAUACGAGCGGUAUAUUGAGCUUUUCUAGUACGUUUAUUUCCUCCGAAUUGGCGUGCAUGUUAACUGCAUAUUUGCGGAGCAACUCAGGGCCAAGUGGCACGACGGUCGGUGGGCACACCAUACAUACUAUAGCCCGUCUCGGACGCCCGUAUCGGUAUAGAUCAGAUCUGGAGCACGGAAACUAGGGUGAGAUGUACAAAGUGCACGGGUACAGUCCGGCCCAUAUGUACUCGACGACCGUGUGGUGAUGCCACCCCCGCCCAUAACUGAUCUCUGCUCCAGCGUCACCCACUUUCUGACUAUACGCAGUCACCCGACUCAAGAUGCCCUCGUGUGAUCCGUCGGUGUUCGACAACCCGAAUGUCUACUGGUCGUACUGUCCUUCCAAGCCCGCUGCCAUUCUUUUCGCAAUCCUCUACGGUCUCGCAACAUGUGUCCAUAUCACCCAGACCGUCCAAUACCGCAUGCGCAAUGCUGUCAUUAUCAGCAUGGGCGCUGGGCUAGAAACUCUGGCAUUCAUCCUCCGACUAGUCGUGAUUUACAAAAUGGAUUUAUCCGCGGUCUACGAGGCACAGUUUAUACUGAUUCUGAUUGCCCCUAUGUGGAUGAAUGCGUUCGACUUUCUCCUGCUUGGAAAGCUCGUCAACUACUGCCUGCCUGAUAAGCAGAUAUGUGGAUUCCCCGCUCGGCGCGUUGGGAUUACUUUUGUAGGCUUAGAUAUCGGUAUGUUCAUUCUGCAGCUGGCGGGCGCUGCAAUCACCACAUCGGACGACAACGCUACAGUCAAUACCGGCCUCCAUAUAUACACAGCUGGGGUUGUUCUCCAGCAGUUCUUCAUUUUCUGUUUCUUUGGUCUGUCCAUCGUCUUCAAAAGCCGCCUGGCUCGCGAGUGCGAUAGCGAGAAGCAAAAACGCGUACGGCCACUGCUUUACACGAUAUACCUCUCUCUGGCCUUAAUUUCGUUCCGUGUCAUUUUCCGCAUCAUUGAAUUCGCAGGCGAUAACACGAGCAAGCUCAGCAGGACGAUCGACGGGCAUGAGGUUUACGUGUACGUUUUCGACUCAAUGCCCAUGUUUCUCGCACUCAUUAUAUUCAACCUGGUUCAUCCGGGCAAAAUCCUGGUUGGCCCAGAUGCGGAGUGGCCGAAAGUGAGCAAAGAGGAGAAGGCGGCGAAGAAGAGGGCAAAGAAGGAAGCCAAGUUGGCAGCGAGCAACAGGGACACCGAGCUACUCGGAUCAACAUCAAGUGAUGCUUAGUGUAUAAUCUUUUCUACAGAGCGAAAGGAAAGAGCUCCGAAUGUUUGCCCAAACGGGUUGAAUGUCAACCGUGGUGCAGCAAUAUGUGGUAUCACCGAACGGAUGAAACAGGCUCAGAAAAGCCCCCCAAAAAAGACGCUCAAUUCGCGUGCAAUCUUUUCUUGUCCGAGUGGCCUAUAGUCCCCAGCAUGCAAAAUAAAGGAGAAUCAUGCAUUUAGGUUAAUGGAUAACCGGCCAGUCUCAAAAGUAGUCAUUUCCGUUCUUCCGACUACAUGUCCUCGUCGCCGAAAAUUUGACAAUUAAUUGGGCGGGCUUCCAUGAUGCUAUUAUAAGAC